This is a messenger RNA of Didymodactylos carnosus, 1773 nucleotides long. NCBI's taxonomy places the organism in Eukaryota, Metazoa, Rotifera, Eurotatoria, Philodinida, Philodinidae. The record is from the annotation of a GenBank genome assembly.
UUUAAUUGUUCUUGUGUGAUGUCGUGUGUAAAAAAAGGAAACGAAUAUAACUUACAUUUUUUAUCUCGAAAAAGAUUUUUUUCAGAUUAAUUGAGAUUACCGUGAUUAGAAAGGCAAAAGCAUCGAAAUUCAAAAUCUCCUUUUUUUUCUGAAAAUUUUUGUACGAAAGCCGUAAUAGUAGCCCCUUCAUAAUACAAGCCCCCCCCUAAAAAUUUUGAACGCUUGGACAGUUUAGAAGCCCCGGAGGCUUCUAUUAUGGGGGGGGGGGUUUACUUGUGUUUUUUCUCAUGAAUGAAUGUUCUGUUGCUGUUAACUGUUGCUUACCUUGAACGUUUCGCUUUGAGAGGUUUUAUCUACUUUUAUACAAUUUAUCUGAAGUUCUAUUUACGUAGAGAUGCGUGUACUAACUUUAUGCUCUUUGCAGAUUUUAGUCCAACAAAUUACCUUUUCAUUUGAGCAUGCAUAUUGAUUUAAUCGUGGUCAAAAGUAUUGUGAAAGAAAAAGAGAAAAAUUCAUUCAGCCGCACCAUACAAUUCUAAACUUUCUUGCUUGGCACGUCAGUAAUGACGGUUUCCUGAAUAAUAAUAUUGCUUUAAAAUUUUAUGAAGCAGAGACUUACUUUGAUUUUAUUCGAUAGUUUCUUUUAAAGGACCAUGUAUUAUAGCAGGCAAUAAAUUAUGUUUAUAUUGUGAAACACGAGAUGCUGUUAUCCGAAUUUAUCAACCAAAUCCAUAUUUAUUAUUACCACCGCUAUCACUUGGAUCAAUCUCAAAUCAAAUAUCACAAAUUUCCAAUGCUUUUAUUCGUGAACAACAAGAAGAUGCCAGCGAGUUUUUGAAUUAUUUAUUGUAUAAAAUCAGUGAUUGUUUAAAUCCAAUUCAAGUAUUUUCAUCCAAAAUUAGUAUCGCACAGUAUUCAACACAAGGAAUAACAAUAAUGAAUGAGCAGCCACAACAUCAUUAUAAUCAUCAUCAUUUAAUAACAGCACAAGUAGAUCAAUUUGAAGUACCAAAUGGAAAAUAUUCUAAUAGCUCGUUGAAACGAAUCUCAUUGAACGAGAAACAAAAAAUUUCCCUAUGUAACAGUACAAUUACAAUUGGACCUCAAUCGAUUAAAAGAGUAUUCGGUAGCACAAUCACUUUUGGACCACAAAUGGAUGCAUUAAAAACACCAUCAUCGGAUCAAGUUAUUAUACAUCCAAUAUCGCCAAUGCUUGAUGCUGAUGAUAGUAACAAUUAUACAAGUGAACAAAAACAAAAAGUAAUACAAACAGCUUCUAGAAUGGAAGAUGAUAAACAAUUAAGCCAUAGCUCAGCUUCUGAUGAUGAGGUACCUUCAAAGAAAUUCAAAUCAAACAAGGACCUGCAUGUGUCAGAUGACAAUACCAUGCCACCACCAUCAAGCAAUGAUCAUAUUUUUAUACAAACAUUACGUCCAAAUUGCCAAUUUAAAUUAUCAGGUUUUGAUCUACUGAAGUUAAACCAUAUUCGGCAAGUGGAUCACUCAACAACAACAACAACAACAACAACAACAACAAGAAAAACGAUAUUCAAAACAAAAGGACAACAUCAACCGAUUAUAAAAACAGCUAAUUACAAAAAAAUAGUUGACGUCGAUUAUUUGUAUAUUUUAUUACCAUAUUUAAAAAAAUUUAAUUCAUUUUGUGCUUUAUGUAUAUCGCAAAGAUAUUUUGGAAAACAUUUAUUGAGACCAACUAGUUAUUUAUUAAAGUGUUAUAUCCAUUGUCGCGCCCAAGCAAAAAAAUGCCUUUGA